AUGGACUCAACCACGCGAACCAAGUCCGUGGAAGUCUCGCUGCCUCGUCGAGGGAGCCAGAGCUCAUUCACGAGUAAGUCCAAUCGCCACGCGCUCGAUGUCGUCGUCGAUAACGUCUCGUACGAGGUCACGAAUGUGAAGACGAAGGACAGGCUGAAGCUCUUGACCGAUGUUUCGUGCGUCUUCGAGCACGGUCGCGUGCACGCGCUCAUGGGCGCGUCGGGGGCGGGUAAGACGACACUGCUGGACGUCAUCACGUCUCGCGUCACGAGCGGAGAAGUCUCGGGCAACGGGGUGUACUACGGUGGUACGCCGGCGACGAAGGAGUCUUUCCGAGCGUGCGCGGCGUACGUCGAGCAGAGAGACACGCUCUUGGCGUCGCUCACGGUUAAGGAAAUGCUAAAUUACUGGGCCGAACUCCGGGCGAGAAACGAGGAUGAGCGCGUUGAGAUUUUGGCUCGUGUGCCGGGGAUCAUCGACGACUUGAACCUCGGGGAGUGUGCAGACGUGGUCGUGGGAGACUCGCUGUCGCGAGGUAUCUCCGGAGGUCAGGCGAAGCGCACAAACUUGGCCUUGGCACUCAUUACUGACCCAGAUGUGCUGUUCCUGGACGAACCGACGAGUGGUUUGGACAGCGCCACGUCUUUGGACAUUGUGCAGAUUCUGAAGCAGCUCGCGGACUCUGGCGUCACCGUCAUUGCGACGAUUCAUUCGCCCACUUCCGAGGCGUUCCGUCUUUUCGAUUCACUCGUCAUGCUCAAGAAGGGUCGCGUCGCCUUCGCGGGACCGAUGAACACGGUGACGACAUACUUCCAUGGUCUGGGAUAUGAGUACACCGAGUCAUUUAACAUGGCAGAUUUUUACGUUGGCGCUGUUGCAAGCGAUGACGUCGAUUGCGUCGGUGCCUUCGCGAAGAGCUCGGCUGGUGAUGCUAACAAAGGUGCAGUCAGAGCUGCGAGGGCGAAGGAACAGCUUCCACCGCCGCCACAACCGAAGGUCACGCGUGGUGCGCUUUCAAAAAUUGUCACGCUCAUAAAGUAUCGCACUCGGUACAACUACAAAAAUCCAGAUUUCGUUGCCGCAAGAAGCGCUGGCAACAUCUUGUUCGGUUUUGUCAUGAUGUCUCUCUUUUGGAAAAUUGGUGCACCGAGCGGUGAUGCGCAAGAACAGUCGACGCAGUUGAACGUCGCGAGUCUGCUCUCGAUGAUUAACAUCUUGCCGAGUUUCCAGGCGAGUGGAUACAUGCCAUCCGUGGUGAUGGAACGCGCCAUGUUCUAUCGCGAGAUAGACGACGGCGUAUACCCGUUACUAUCGUACAUCGCGUACAAGAUUAUCGAAGAGGGGUUGUUGGCGAUCCCCGUAAGCCUCGUUGCGCAGAUGAUGCUCUUUCUCGGCUGCGCCAUCAAGGGUAAUUUCUUCUACUUUUGGAUAAUUAAUUACGGCGUCAUGAGCUGUGGGAUCGCGCUCGCGUACGUUUGUUCCGCCGUCGCGCCUGAUAUGGAUUCGGCGAACACGCUAUUGCCGGUGUAUAACGUCGUUCAACUUUUAUUUUCGGGACUCAUUAUCCGCCCGGAAUCGAUGCCGAAAGGAUGGGCGUGGUAUCGCCACACGCUCUUCGUGCGAUACGGCUGGCAAGCUCAGAUGCGUAAUCAUUUCCACAACGGCGAGCCGAAGGUCUUCGUCGAUGAUUCCGGAACGGCAGUCGGCGUUUCAGACUUCUAUGGCGUCAAACACUCGCUUUCAACGAACAUUCUUGCCGUCUUCGGCAUUUGGCUCUUCUGGAUCGUCCUCGCGUACGUCGCAAUGAAAAACAUUCGCCACCAAAAGCGAUGA
Molecule: messenger RNA, 1833 nt
Organism: Ostreococcus tauri
Lineage: Eukaryota; Viridiplantae; Chlorophyta; Mamiellophyceae; Mamiellales; Bathycoccaceae
Product: ABC-2 type transporter
Exons: 1
Coding region: 1-1833 (610 amino acids)
Cellular component (GO): membrane
Molecular function (GO): ATP hydrolysis activity; ABC-type transporter activity; ATP binding
Source: RefSeq, a predicted model, not a curated record